CAUUUAGCACUUGUCCAGCAUCCUACCUAAAAAAGGACUGGUCUCGUUCUAGUCCAUUCAGGAUUUCAAGGAUGAUGUUUUCAGAAACGCUUUCUCGGCAGAUGACUCCUUUUGCAGAAUCUAUGGUUAGUUCGAUCCGAACAUUGUAAAAGAACGGGCAGAAUGAAUUUUAUCUAAAUUUUUAAUCUUGUUCGUGAAUCAUGUUCGAAAAAUACCUGGUGACAGUACAAUCUACUUUUCCGUCUAGAAUGUGGUUUUACAGUUCUUAAGUGUCAAAUAGAACGGAUUUUGGAAGGAAUGCAGAAGAUAUCUCGUGAUGUGCACUUAGUGUAUUGUUCAGAGGAAUUACGGUCGCGUUUGAGUAAACGGAAGAAGUGAAAAUUCUAAUUAGAAAGCCAAAAAAUAGGCAAGGACGCAUUUCUACUUAUUUUAUUCAAGUGAAUACUUCUUUGUGCUCUAGAAUUAGGGAUUCCAAAUGGUGCCUUUUUCAGAUUAGUUCCCAUCUAUCUUGAAAACGUGACAAUAUGUUAAUACUAUCUGUUUCAUAUAACGCCCUCGAUGCCCAAAUUUUCCCUUUUCCCAAUGGAUGAGAAGAGUGGUGGAAACCUUAUCAUUUGCAUUAAAAACGGAACGGUUUGAUGUCCGGUAGUGUUAUCAUCUAACUGUCCUUCUGUAUGUUGUUAUAGAGUUCGGAGCUUCAAAUAAGGGAAGUGCACACGUUGUGGUUCAUUGUGGUUUAGGUGCAAAAGUGUCAGUGGUAUACGUAUGUACGGUAAAGUUUUAGAAAAAAAAAACAUCUCACGUUCCAGUUUGAGACGUUACGUACAACACGCGAAAAAAUUAUGUUUGGCUGUGCCAGGAAAAUCUGUUUUUCAAGGAUAUACAACUAUUUGCUAAGGACUUUAAUUUUGAUUAUUCUUGGUUGUGUCGACAUAAAUAAUGGUCUAUCUUCAUCCUAUGUGGACAAGGAAAAUAUAUUAUUAAAUCAAAAUUUAAUAAUAUCGCAACAGCUACCAGUCUUGUCAACAUCAUCGAUGUCAACAGCAGAUAGUGGCAUUAAUAUAUUACAGACAAGACUGCGACAGUCGAGUAUGGGUUCCAACCACAAUGACGAUGAAAGCACUAAUACCAGUAGUGGCAGUAGUAACCCAAGCAGCAGCAUAAGUAGUAGCAUAACUGGUAUAAGUAGUAGUAAUAGUCAAAAUAAAAUAUAUGAGAAUACCGUCGACUCACAUACAGAAGACAACCUUAAUAAGGAAACUGCAUAUGAGGACAUAUACAAGUCUCCAAUGUACUUUGGUACAGAAAAUUCAACAGUGAUAACAACACAAAUUGGAGCGACGGCCCAUAUUCCAUGCACAAUACAUAACAUUGGCGACGGCGUGGUCUCAUGGAUCCGGAGGAAAGAUUAUCAUUUGCUCACAGUUGGCCUGACAACAUACAGCAGUGACGAGAGAUUUAGUGCUACACAUCUAAAGCAUUCGGAGGAUUGGACGUUGCAGAUAAAAUUUGUCCAGCUUCGUGACGCUGGCAUUUAUGAAUGCCAGGUAUCUACUCAUCCGCCCACAUCGAUAUUUUUGGCUCUAAAUGUAGUCGAAGCACGUGCUGAAAUAUCAGGGCCGCCAAUACGGUACUUAACGCCGGGAUCAACGCUUCGUUUAAUGUGUCGUGUCUUGCAAAAUACGGAGGCGUCAGAAUUUAUCUUCUGGUACCAUGACAAUAGGAUGAUUAACUACGAUAUCGAUCGCGGGAUUAAUGUAUCAACUGAGGCGGAUUUUCAAUCAUCGGAAUUGACUAUUUCUAGGACGAGACGUGAGCAUUCUGGGAAUUACACCUGCGUCGCUAGUAAUGCACAACCAGCUAGUGUAUUAGUCCACAUUUUUAAAGGCGAUAAUCCAGCUGCAAUGUACCAUGGUCAUGUUGGAUCUUCGAAUAAAUCAUAUCAGAACCAACUUCUUUUACAAAUUAUGUUUAUAUGCACAGUAGGAUACUCCACUUAUGUUUCACACGUGCAGUACUUUGUAUAAUAAAGUAUGAUUCCUCAUUUCUAUUAAAGGUGAUAUAGCCGAUUCAAAACGUACUUCAGUAAUACGAAAAAUGAAUAGAUGAAACUUGAAGGACAUAACAGAUAAAUCAAAUUUAGUUAGGUAAUUUAUUUUAUUAUGGCAAAAAGGAGAUAGAAGAAGGAAACAGUAUUUGAUUACGUUUGGUUUUUUUCUAAGAGGACAAGUGUCUACAAAAUGUUUACAUAUAAGAUACUGUAAAAUAAACUGUAUAAAGUAAUAAUGGAAGUAAAA
Molecule: messenger RNA, 2297 nt
Organism: Hermetia illucens (black soldier fly)
Lineage: Eukaryota; Metazoa; Arthropoda; Insecta; Diptera; Stratiomyidae
Gene: dpr13
Product: igLON family member 5
Exons: 7
Coding region: 843-2027 (394 amino acids)
Biological process (GO): synapse organization
Cellular component (GO): neuron projection membrane
Source: RefSeq, a predicted model, not a curated record